Monodelphis domestica (gray short-tailed opossum) is the source of this 8311-nucleotide messenger RNA. It is a transcript of the gene LIMCH1, whose product is annotated as LIM and calponin homology domains 1. Gene Ontology annotation, molecular function: myosin II head/neck binding; actin binding. NCBI's taxonomy places the organism in Eukaryota, Metazoa, Chordata, Mammalia, Didelphimorphia, Didelphidae. The record is from RefSeq and is a predicted model, not a curated record. Gene Ontology annotation, cellular component: stress fiber. Gene Ontology annotation, biological process: regulation of focal adhesion assembly; actomyosin structure organization; positive regulation of stress fiber assembly.
GCUAGUCCCGCUGUUCUCCCUCGCCCUUGCCCGAGCUGGUAUCGGGUUUGGAGGCGUGUGACCUCCCCCGAAGAGGAGGAAAGGAGGUCGGGGGGUGGGCACCGCAGUAGCUUCGCUUGUUUAUUUUUAGGCGGGAGGGGGGGGAGGAGGAGGAGGAGGAGGAGCGAGAGUAGGUGGGGAGCGAGAGCUGCGUCGUUGCCUCCCAGCGGGGACCCCGCUCACCCCCGCGGAGCACUGCCGGCGCUGGGAACGGCCGCUGCAGCAGCGUGUGCCCUCCCACCCCUUCCCCCAGGCCGCUCCCGCCCCCUUGCCAGGUCUCCCGGGGCGGUGUUGGCAGACAGCCGGCGGCGGCGGAGGCGGCGGUGGCGGUGGCGGAGGCGGCGGUGGCGGCCUCUAACCUCUCCCUGCAGUUUGCUCGGACCUGUCCUGGGGAGGGAUAGGGAGGGAAGCAGGGAGCGGAACGACCCCUGCGCCCAUUCUCCCAUCUCUUGCGGCUGCCGAGUCUGCAGAGGACCGGGAGCGUUUGCAAAUGGCUAGUCUUGGCUUGGGUUUGGAAGAGCUGCAGCCCGACCCUCCUCCGGAGCCCGCUUUCCACGAGGCGCAGAAGUGGAUCGAGCAAGUAACUGGCAGAAGCUUUGGUGACAGAGAUUUUCGAACAGGACUAGAAAAUGGCAUCCUGCUCUGCGAGUUGCUGAAUUCUAUUAAACCAGGACUCAUCAAAAAGAUCAAUAGAUUGCCCACCCCCAUUGCAGGAUUGGACAAUAUCAUCUUAUUCUUAAGAGGCUGCAAGGAGCUCGGGCUUAAAGAAUCUCAACUCUUUGACCCAGGUGAUCUCCAGGACACCUCAAAUAGAGUAACAGUCAAGAGCAUUGACUAUAGUAGAAAGCUGAAAAAUGUAUUAGUUACCAUUUACUGGCUGGGGAAAGCAGCUAACAGCUGCACGGCAUUCAGUGGAACCCCACUGAACCUGAAGGAGUUUGAAGGAUUAUUGGCACAGAUGCGAAAGGAAACUGAUGAUAUUGAAAGCCCUAAACGAAGCAUCCGAGACAGCGGCUAUAUAGACUGCUGGGAUUCUGAGCGCAGCGAUUCCCUCUCUCCACCCCGGCAUGGCCGAGAUGAUUCUUUUGACAGUCUGGACUCAUUUGGCUCCCGUUCUCAGCAGACACCCUCCCCAGAUGUAGUUCUCAGAGGAAGUAGCGAUGGCAGAGGAAGUGAUUCGGAAUCUGACUUGCCUCAUCGAAAGCUGCCCGAUGUAAAGAAGGAUGACAUGUCAGCAAGGAGGACUUCUCAUGGUGAGCCGAAAUCAGCAGUGCCUUUUAACCAGUACCUCCCCAACAAGAGUAACCAGACCGCUUACAUACCUGCUCCUCUGAGGAGGAAGAAGACUGAGCGAGAGGAGUACAGAAAAAGCUGGAGUACUGCAACCUCACCCCUAGGAGGAGAGAGAACUUUCAGCUACCCUGAAACCAUAGAGGAAGAGCAAAAUGAAGUGGGGGCUCAUUGUGAAGAGGCAGAGGCAGAGGCUGACAAAUCGGAUCCUAGUGGAAAGCCCUCAGAUACGGGGUUAGAAUCGAACAGACAAAAUGGUAAGGAACAAAUUCCUCCAGGGGGCACAGAGGAAACAGUGGCACAGAGAGCCACACAAAAAGAUCAUGAAGAGAUCAGAAAACGCAGACGGUUGGAGCAAGCUGGUAUCAAGAUCAUGCCAGCCUCACAGCGUUUUGCCAGUCAAAAGCAAAUAAAUGAAGAGAAAGAAACCAUUCCAGACAUUAUCCUUCGAAAGAAGAACUCUUUUCUGUAUGGCCAUGAGUCAGAGCCAGAAGAUGGAGUGGAAUGCAGACUUCCUGACCUAGAGAAGGAUGACUUUGCUGCUCGUAGAGCAAGGAUGAACCAAACCAAGUCCACAGUGCCACUGAAUCAGUUGCUAUUUGGACCUUAUAUUAAAAAAGAAAGUGAUGGUGUCAAACAGCCCUUAAAGGGAGUAUCACAGAAGAAAAGUCAAGCAUCCACAAGAAAUGAAGUAUGCAGGGAAGAAGUGAAGAAAGGUGGGAUUCCCAAAGAAAACCUGCUACAGCCUCCAGAGAAUGCACGUGAGACAGAAGAGUCCAAGAAGGCUCCUGAUAUCCAGAAGGAUGACCUAGCUAAGCGGAAGAUUCAGAGUAGCCAUUUCUCUUCACAUCGGAUGGCCUCAAGUUUUGUGAAGAUUUCGACAAUAACAGAAGCAGAUUUGGAGACAUGGGAUAGAUUGAAAGUGUCAGGAAAGAUGAGUGAUGAAGAUACAGAGCACAACUGUACCCCAACCCUUUCACCUGAAAUCCAAGCUGAAACUGCAAUCCGUGAUGACUUUGCAAGCCGCAAAGCAAGAGCCUACCAAAAGGCUUCCAGCCCUAAGCAAAAGUUUGUGCACUUUGGACCAGUGACAGAGAUAGAUCAGCAGAAAUGGAGGAAACUUAGUAUUGGCAAGGUUGGCCCCAAAGAGGAAAUCCAUGAGAUUCCUAGUGAUGGGGAUAAAAUGCAUGUUUAUGUGGUCCCAGAUUCAGCGGCUCCUCAAGACUCAGAGGAUGACAGAUUACCCCAUGGACAGAGCGACUCCAGCAAAUUAGCCUGUUCUGGCUUAGAUGAAAAUUGCAAAGGGAGCCCUGUAUCUAUGACUGUGGAUGAGGUUCAGAAGCAGAAAACCUACAUCUUGGAAGAAUAUCUGGGAAACAGCAAGGAAGCCACAUCCAAACAGCUGCCACAGUAUGACCAAAAAGAGGAUAGUCUUAGUAAAGGAGAUUUUGAGCCUGAGCUGAAGAAUGGAAGAUAUGGGAGCAGAAGCCAACAACUAGCAAGCUCCAUUGCUCCUGUGAAUGAGACCACAGGGGCAGAAGAGAAUCUUGAGAAGAUGACAACUUGUGGUGUCCGACCUGUCCAUGAAACCCUGGGGCAAAGAAAAGUGCCUGACCCCCAGAAAGAUGACAUGAUGGCUAGAAGAACGGGCGCAUUCCUUAAGCACACUGUAUCCAACUCAAACCGGUUCCUUCCGGUUCCAUUUGCAAAGCAGCAGGACGGGGAGGAACCUACCAAGGGACUUCAAAAGAAAGAGGAGAGAUACGGUCCCAGAACUGCUGUGUCUGAUGACGCAGAGAGCAUGAGCAUGCUUGAUAUGCGGUGUGAAGAGGAAGCUACUGUGCAGCCUCACAGCAAGGCUCGGCAGGAGCAGCUGCAGUUUAUCAACAGCCAGCUGAAAGAAGAGGAUGACAAAUGGCAAGAUGACCUGGCUCGUUGGAAAAGCCGUAGAAGAAGUGCAUCUCAGGACCUAAUCAAGAAAGAAGCUGAGAGGAAAAAAAUGGAAAGAUUAUUGGCUGGAGGAGAUGGGACAAGUGAACGAAGGAAAAGCAUCAAGACCUACAGAGAGAUUGUGCAGGAAAAGGAACGGAGAGAGAGAGAGCUACAUGAAGCAUACAAGAAUGCUCGUUCCCGUGAGGAGGCAGAGGGGAUCCUCCAGCAGUACAUCGAAAGGUUUACCAUUAGUGAGGCCGUCCUGGAGCGCUUGGAGAUGCCAAAAAUUCUGGAAAGAAGCCAUUCAACAGAGCCAAACUCAUCUUCCCUGAAUGACCCAAAUCCCAUGAAAUACUUGCGGCAGCAGUCACUGCCUCCGCCCAAAUUCACUGCCACUGUUGAAACGACCAUUGCUUGCCCCAGUGAACCAGACCCCAAUGUUUCAGCAGGCAGUGCGUCUCCAAGCAAAACUGUUGUUCCAAAAGCAGUGCCUAUGCUGACCCCGAAGCCUUACUCCCAGCCGAAAAACACACAGCACGUUUUGAAAACCUUUAAGGUAGAUGAAAAAGUCAGCGUGAAUGGAGAAACUUUUAAUGGCGUAGAAGAAGAGAAAGAAAGAGAGUGUACAACAGCAACAUUUUCCCCUUCAUUAACUAGAUCUCAGAGAUUUGAAGGUGUGGCCAGAGUGGAUGGUUCCUCAGUAGAACUGAAGCAAGACACCAGUAGCAUUGAGAUCAGUAUAAAGAAGGCAAACUCACUGAACAGAGAAUUAACAACAUCCACCACUGAGGAAGCUGAACUGACCCCUCAACAGGAUGAAAUUGAUUGUGGACAAGAAGAAGGGAGGAACACAGGAUGUGCCUCACCAGAGUGUCAGCACUUUACAACAACUGUGACCCGAGCCAACCCUACUGUGGCCUUUGUAGAGUUGAAUCCCAGCCAACAACCCAAGGACCAUGGAGCAGAAGACAAAGACCAGAGGAAACUGGAGAGUGAAAUGAGUGGAAAGGUGGAGUUGGUGCUGUCACAGAAGGCAACGAAGCCAAAGUCUCCAGAACCAAAAGCAGUUCUGUUGUUUCCAUACCUGAACCCAGUACCAGAAACCAACCCAUCCACUUUGCCAAAUCUUGAUUCACAAGUGGAGUCCAGUAGCACUGAGAAGUCACCUGCAAGUACACCUCGUUCCAACUUUUGGGCAUGGGAUCCAGAGGAGGAGCGCCGCCGGCAGGAGAAAUGGCAACUUGAACAAGAACGUUUGCUUCAGGAGAGAUACCAGAAGGAACAGGACAAACUGAAAGAAGAAUGGGAGAAGGCACAAAAGGAAGUAGAAGAAGAAGAACGUAGAUACUAUGAGGAGGAACGCAAGAUAAUUGAAGACACUGUGGUUCCAUUCACAAUUUCUUCAAGUUCAGCUGAUCAGCUUUCUACCUCUUCCUCUGUCACGGAAGGAAAUGGGCCAGUGAAUAAGAUGGAAUCAGAAGACAGUAAAGAGGAAGAAAAAAGGCAAAGACAACUCUUGGAGGAAGAAAACAAUGACUUGCUGCUGAAGAAUAGCAAAACUGAUGUUUUAGAAGAAACAAAAAGUGGAUCACAGGUGACCCCGGCACAUCCAGAGAACUGUGUACCAAAAGGGAUUCAUCAGGAUUAUCAGCUGUCAGCAGCAGAGCUUGGGACACCAGACCGAAGACUCAACUUACAGUUAUCUCAGGACACAUCAUGGAAUCAGCCGUGGUCACCUGCCUCAUCACAUGCAUUAGAAGAUACGAAACAAAAAACCCUCCCCAUCGAUCAAAGCAUCAACCAUCAGGCUGCCUCUCCUAGUGAGAGAAGGAAGAUCAGUCCUCAUGAGAAUUUCAGAGCUGGACAGUUAUCCCCGUGCUCUCCUACCCCUCCUGGCCAAUCUCCCAGCAGGUCUAUAAGCGGAAAGAAGUUAUGCUCUGCUUGUGGACUUCCUCUGGGGAAAGGAGCCGCCAUGAUCAUUGAAACGCUUAGUCUUUAUUUUCACAUCCAGUGCUUCAGGUGUGGAAUCUGCAAAGGACAGCUUGGAGAUUCAGUGAGUGGUACAGAUGUCAGGAUUCGCAAUGGUUUGCUCAACUGCAAUGACUGUUACAUCCGGUCCAGAAGUGCUGGUCAGCCGACAACAUUGUGACAUGGUUUUCACUCCUACAAAUCACCUCCCACUGCUCCCUUUGGGGAUGUCCUGGACAAUCGCUUAUAAAUGCCCAUAUUCGUGGGGCUUCAUGGCACUCAUUUAAUUUUUGAAAGGCUAUACUAAAAGGCUAUAUCUGUUCCUUUAUACCGCAAUGUAUGCUUGUGUUUUCCACUUUUUUUUUUUGCAUUUGCACAAUAUCUCUUAAGAGAAUAUUGAGUUGCUUUGAUCUUGAAUCCUUCAGAAUGUUGGAUAGGUUUUUGUUUGGGUUUGUUUUGUUUUUUUUUUUCAGUAUGGCAAGACAUGUUGAUGAUUUAAAAUGUGAUAUUAUCCUCUUUGGGAAUUAAUAAGAAAAAAAUGCAAUACAACUUUUUUUUUUAAUUUCUAGAAGCUAAACUUUUUAAGUUUACAAAACAGAACUAUAGAAGGUGCAGGACAUGCCAAUAUGAGAUGAGCACUCUUCUGGGGGAGCCUCUGAUUAAUCCAUUUCUGAACUCAAGUAAUUUGCUUUUAUUGAGCUAUAACUUUUUUUGUACGAAGAUACUAGUUUGAUAUAAUACAUACUGUAAUUCUGAACCAUUUGUAUUCUGUACCUUUUGAGGGCAGGCCCAUAAAUUAUUGCACCAUUAACAUUCAUGUACUUUAAAUGUUACAUCAUUAAUGUAGAUUAUUCUGUCAAAUAAAGAGAACCGUGGUAAUGCCUGCUGGGGCUCUACUCUGACUGAAUGGAGGCAUUUCCCAAGAGGAUGAGAAAGAGAGAUGAAAUUAUCUCAGUCCAUCUUUUUUCAGGAUUAUUGCAGUACUGGACUACCAGAAGCUGCGAGAGAGGGAGAGGAAGUCGGCUCUCUCCCAGUAACAAGUGGGUCAUCAAUAGCAACAAUAAUCACGAGAUGCUCUCGGUCAGUAUCAUUUACGCAUCCCCAGGAGAAAGGGCAGGAGUGGUCACAUGGAGAGAUGCAUCCUAUGCCUUGGGUACCCGGUGCCCUGUGCCAUAUAUGUACAGAGAUAGGCAUUGAGAACCCAUGCUGUCACAUAGCAGGAAUGUUAGAUGUUAGAUGUUAGAUAAUGUGUGAUUUUGCACUGACUUAUGUGUGACCAUUAAGACCCUACAUUGUAUCCUGUUCAUUUUAAUGGUUAUAUGCAUGUUCCCCUUAACUCUCCUCUUCAUUGUCAAGAGUUCCAGCUAUUAAUCAUGGAGAACUUUAACCGGGAAUUGAUUUGCUGUUCCCUUUACUCCAUGUGUCACAUAAUGAAUUCCAAUUGGCUGAAAAAAAGGAGAGAGUUGUUUAAAACCCCCUUUUUAACUUUCCCGGGGAUUUUUCUUUUUAAAUGGGGGGUAGGAGGGCAGGGGAGAAGCAGAUGGUAUUGGGACACCUUUUUAUUCUGCCUUAAAAACCAUGUUAAAUUAAUGGAGAUUUGUUGCGAAUGUAAAAGACGGACUCAUUCGUGGUAUGUUGCUGUAUUUGUAAAGGGAUAUAACGUGAAUGUUUAUUAGAUAAGCAAUAAUUUUUCUAUGUGUUACUUGAUAUAGCUAGCAACUAUUUAUUUACAUGCUGUGCUAGAUGGUCCUUUGCAUGCCAAUUCCAUGCUUGUGCAGAAAUUUUCCUCGGUCACCGAAGGCAUUUUUACUACAUUGUCAUUUGGAAAUGUUGUUGGAUUGAACCGUACACAUCAUUUCAUUAAAAUUGUGCCUUAGAAAAUGCAAAGCUAUUGCACAUAGUCAGUGAUGACUUAUGGAUACAGCGAAUUCAAGAGGAACGAAGUCAUUCCUGAGACCUUCAGUUCCCGAGACUUCUCCUGGCAGUGGUUGCUGUUUUACAAAAAUGAAAAAAAAAUCAUUUUGAAAAUGUACAGAUAUUCAGUCUGAUAUUUUGAUUAACCAUCUGCAUGUUUUAUUGUUAGAUAUUUUGAUAAUGUUGAUGUUUACAUUUUGCAUGGUGUUCGCAGAAUACUCUCCCAUAGUAAUGCACAAAACAUGCACAAUUUCAAUAUUCAUAACAGAUUUUUAUAGAACCCUUUUUACCCAUGAAACUCCAUCCGUUACAUAAGGAAUACAUGAAUAUUGCACAUUCUUUUCUGAUUCCCACAGUCUCAUUUAUAAACAUUUUUCUUAGUGAGUCUCAUCGUACAUGUAUUGAAGCUAGAAUCAAGUCAAGAAAAAUAAAGACCCAUUUUCCAACUGCAAGAUGCGCUUUUUCAUAAUGAACUCUAGUCACCAGCACAGAAUAAUCUCCAGCAUUCUAAAUUCUAAUUGCCAACUGUUUCUAUUUCUAUUUGAUUUAUAUUUCAUUUGGAGUCUGUUACAUGGCAUUUUAGAAAGCCUGGGCCUUGUUUUUUUUCCAAUUCAACAUAGUAAGUAUGAUAGAUUUCUUGUUAAAUAAUCUCGGAGAUCCCAGGGGGUGGAGAACAAUGCUUUGCUACACUGGGUUGUAAUAUAUGAGUGUGUUUAGUUUUAGAAUGAAACAAAGAAAGAAAAGGAGAAAAGUAAGUGAUUUAUUAUUCUUGAGGAAGGAUGAGAUCUGAUUUUUUUUUUACAUCCUCCAAAAGCUGUUCCCUUCUCAUUCUUCAGAGAACAUGGAUAACUCCACCAUAACUGUGUCCGUGUGUUUCACUAUCAGACUCUCCCAGCGUUUCCUCACUCUUUCUAUGUAGCGUAAUGCGAAACAUACUGUAGUUAUCUAUUUGAAGCAUCAAAGUUAAUGACGUCAAAGGAGCUACAUCAUAUCCAAAACCAGCCAGAAUAAUAAUUACUGUUCUAGGCUGGCUAAUGUGCUAUAUAGUUACACUAACCUUCAUUUGCAAUAUUUAUUCUAAAAUGCCUCUGAAGAGUAGUAAAAAGUUGUCUAAAAUGCAACAGCUUUUAUAGUCAAUGUACAUUUAUAAAUAAAAUACUCAAAUGAA